AUGUACAUCCACUGGACGCAUUACUAUUUGCCAAAAAUGUUUGGCAUUUUGUCAUUUGUCGUCAAUCCAAUUUUCAUGUAUCUGAUAGUAACUGAACAAAAAUCAUCUUCAAUCGGAAAAUAUCGAUUUUUGAUGUUUUUCUUUGCCAUUUUCGAUAUGAGCUACUCAACAGUUGAGCUGCUUGUUCCAGUGGGAGUUCAUGGUACCCGAGCUGCGUUUGUAAUAUGCUUAACAGACGGUCCGUUAUAUGGAAUUCAGAAUCUCCACAUUGCCCAACUCGCUGUAUCCAUUCGAUGUGGAUGUGUUUCUCUUUCCUACGGUAUUCUGAUAAUUCACUUCAUUUAUAGAUACAUAACAUUGUUUUUCCCACAACUUGUUGACAGUAUCUUUCAGCCAACUGGAUGUAUUUGCAUUUUCUUGUUCUUCAUCACUCAUGGAAUUGUUUGGGCAGGAAUUUGCGAACUUUUUCUCUAUGAAGACGAUGAAAUGAAAGACUAUAUCAGGGAUGCAUUCCAAAAAGACUACGGAGUUGAUUCUUAUGAUAUUGCGUUUUUGGGAGCAAUUUACAUGGGCGCCAGCAAACAAGUAAUGGAACGAAGUUGGGCAGGAAUUCUUAUUCUGUCCGGAGUUUCAAUGUAUGCCGUCUCAUUGUAUAUAGUACUUGGGUAUAAGAUAAUGAAAAAACUGCGUGACACCCCAGCGAUGUCAGUUACAACCAAAAACAUGCAUAAACAAUUGUUCCGUGCUCUGUCCGUUCAAACAAUCAUCCCCAUUUGCAUCAGCUUCUCCCCUUGCUUGGCAGCCUGGUAUGGGCCGGUGCUAGGAUUUGAUUUCGGAAUGUGGAACAACUACUUGGGAGUUAUUGCCCUAUCCGCCUUCCCAUUUAUGGAUCCUGUUGCUGUUAUCCUCCUGCUUCCCGUCUACCGAAAACGUGUUUUUGGCAUCUUUCCAAAAUCUCCAUCUAUUGCUCCCAAGACUGUGUCAACACCAACUGCUGCCGUUUUGGCGCAACAGCAUUUAUGA
This is a messenger RNA of Caenorhabditis elegans, 1023 nucleotides long. NCBI's taxonomy places the organism in Eukaryota, Metazoa, Nematoda, Chromadorea, Rhabditida, Rhabditidae. The record is from the annotation of a RefSeq genome assembly.